Molecule: messenger RNA, 414 nt
Organism: Ambispora leptoticha
Lineage: Eukaryota; Fungi; Glomeromycota; Glomeromycetes; Archaeosporales; Ambisporaceae
Source: the annotation of a GenBank genome assembly
AUGGUCGAAAAUAGUAUAUUUGAGUUUGAGGUCGCAACUCCAUCAGGUGAUCGUUUACAGAAACUUAUCACCGAAUAUGUGGACAAAAAAGAAUGUCGCACGCCACCAAAUAGCUUUUUUAUAUAUCGACAGCUAUUGAUCAGAGAAUUACACUCUUCCGGUCUUAAUUUGCAAGCUGUGGCGAUCUCUCGGUUAGCUUCAAAAAACUGGAAAACAAAGCCUGCAAAUGUCAAAGCUGUGUUUCGAGAUGCAGCUCAAACCAAAACUGCUAGGAAAUUGGACUAUCCCAAUUCAGAAAACCAAGAAUUUGCCUCACAUGAAUUCCUAUUCGAACGAGAUGGAGCUGACGAAAUCUUAAAUAGGCAAAUUAAAUCUGAACCUUCUAAGCUCGGCCGUCAAGACGGAAAAAAAUAA